Molecule: messenger RNA, 1690 nt
Organism: Sitodiplosis mosellana (orange wheat blossom midge)
Lineage: Eukaryota; Metazoa; Arthropoda; Insecta; Diptera; Cecidomyiidae
Gene: Arglu1
Product: UPF0430 protein CG31712
Exons: 5
Coding region: 205-987 (260 amino acids)
Cellular component (GO): mitochondrion; nucleoplasm
Molecular function (GO): cadherin binding
Source: RefSeq, a predicted model, not a curated record
UGGCUACCAAUCAAAAUUCACACUGACGACAUACAGUAGUAUCACAUCAUUGUUUCUUUGUAUAAAAUAAGAUAGAGAGUCGAAAAACUGCUUUAAAUCCAGACAACGUGUGCUCAAUCGAUUCGAAUAUUGUAUAUUUAAACGAAUCGAAAGUGUGUUUAUCGUGAAAAUAAACGGCAGUAAACAUAGACGAUCAUUUAAAUAAUGGGUCGAUCCAGGUCACGUAGUCGUACACCGAAAAGGCAUCAUAAAAGUAAACAUCGCAAAAAGAGCAAAUCAAAAGACAGAGAACGCGAUCGAUCCGAAAGACGUUCCAUUUCAAUUCUAUCACAUUCAAAAUAUACACGUGAUAGAAGCCAUGAACGAAGUCCACGGUCCAGAAAACGUUCUGUGUCUGUGUCUUCGAGGAGCAGCAGCGAUGACUCUCUGGACUUGCCAAAGCGACGGAAGAAGAGUGGCAGACGAAAAUUGGACGAAGUCGAACGUUUGGCCGAAAUGGAGCGACAAAGGAGACAGAAAGAAGUUGAACAGAAGACAGUAGAGGAGGAAACUGCCCGCCGGAUUGAGUUUCUGGUGAAAAAGCGUGUCGAAGAGGAGCUGGAAAAGCGAAAAGAUGAGAUUGAGCAAGAGGUAAAUCGGCGUGUGGAAGCGGCCAAAGCGCAAAUGGAACGCGAAAUGAUGCUUGAAUCAGAAAAACGGCGUGAGGCAGCUCGUUUAGAAGAGCUAAAACAACAGGAAAUGGAGCGGAAAAAACGUGAAGAGCUCGAACAAAUCAUCGCCGAAAAUAACAAGAAAAUCGAAGAGGCCCAAAAGAAAUUGGCCGAAGAGCAAUUGAGCAUAAUUGAAGAGCAGAGAAAGAUGGAUGAAACCAGACAAAAAAUGCGUAAAGAGCAUGAAAAGCGUGUAAAAGAAGAACAGAAAAUGAUAUUGGGUAAAAAUAAUUCGCGCCCAAAAUUGUCGUUUUCGUUAAAACCAACGGUUUCAUAAAGUGUACAAAUUAACCAAGAUAAACCAAAAAACAAAAACAAAACAAGAGUAAAAGAAAAAAAAACCAUUUCGAAAAAUACGUGAAUUGUUCGAAAAUUUUGUGAUUCUACUUAAGAAUUGUUGAAGAAAAAAAACGUAUUCAUCGAUUAAUAUGUGCACCCAAAAGUCAAAAAGUCUGUUGUCGUUGAAAAUUGAAAAUAAUUUGUGAAAAAAAAACCUGCAGACAGUUGAAAUGAAAGGAAUUUUAGGAAGCACAAAAACCACUCUUCGAGCAUUUGCCAUGCGACACAUAACCGCCUCCCCUAAACCUUAUGUACCCUUAUAGCAUAUAAACUAAAGUGAAGUAUACAUUCGAUUUGAUUAUGCCGUUUGAAAAUGAUAUGCAUGGAAAUUGUUGACCAAUUUUCCUGUAUAACUUUUUCAAUCGAUAUAAUUCCCUAUAAUCCAAAUGACUGUCGAUGAAAAACAAAACAAAACUAGAGCGAUUCAAUGUGGUUUUUUUAUGUGCUGAGACAAAGACAAGUGUUUUCGAAUCAAAUUUUUUCUUUCUCUAAUUUUCAAUUAUUUCCAAGCGUUAGUUUUAUUUAUUUCCAUACAUAAAUCUAAAUCAUUAAUUUCGAGAAAUGAAGACAAGAAAAAUAAACAAUCACACAUUCAUAAUCAUUGAACACUCAAUAAAAACGAAAGAGAAUAUAAUUAGCAA